AAUUGCAUUGAAUAUUAUUUGUUGAUAUAGAAAAUCGUCUGGCAUAAAAGUAACACAAUCACCUAUUAUAGUUGUAAACAAAGAUCGUUCGCUGUAACUAAAGUUGCCUCGCUCUGGUUAGAGCUGGUCAGUCAAUCUCAAUUUUCCACUACCUAUCCACCGUCUCCGAGAGCCAUUGACAAAUUUUCCCGUGAACCAUUUUGCUUUGUGCGAAGGUCGUCAUUUACUGUGGAUUAGGAUCUGCUUGUGGUUUCUGUCGCGUACGGAUAUGAUAUAAUUACGUAGUUAGUUUUUUGGGGGAAGAAAGGCCAUGGCUGUAAGGUGGAGCAGUGAAAAUGUCGUUGCUGAACACAGAGAUCUUCAGGCGACGUUAUCUUGGACUUAUAUCUUUAGAAAGACCCACAGAGAUUAUCAAGAGAGUUAGUAGAACCCAGCAGAAGUAUGAUGUAAUUGCAUGUGAAUGGCAUCCUUCCCAGGCAGAACGCAAUACUUUUGUCAUAGCGUUUGGUGAGCGUUCUGAAGUUUGUGUAUGGGAUGAAGGACAUUUAAAAACCCUUCAUGUUUUACGUGCUCACACCAGGACUGUAACAGACCUGAAUUGGCAUCGCACUGAUCCUCAUAUUUUAGCAACAUGCUCAAUUGAUACUUUUGUACAUAUAUGGGAUGUCCGAGAAGCUCGUAAACCAGUGACGUCUUUAACUUCUAUAGCUGGUGCAACUCAGGUUAAAUGGAAUAAAAUCAAUCAACAUUAUCUGGCAUCUGGUCAUGAUUGUGACAUAAGAGUGUGGGAUGAUAGGAAGACUAGUCAGCCUCUUCACUAUAUAUCAGCUCAUUUAUCCAAAAUACAUGGAUUAGAUUGGUCUCCAAAUCAUGAGCAUCACUUGGUAUCGGCAUCGAAUGAUUGUUCUGUAAAAUUUUUUGAUAUAACAAAUUCAAGAAAAGAGGAAAACUACAUCAACACAAUGUCACCUGUAUGGCGUGCAAAAUAUACACCUUUUGGUGAAGGAGUAGUUACUGUUGUUAUGCCACAGUUGAGGAGGGGUGAAAACUCUUUACUUUUGUGGUCUGUGACUGAUGUCGGUGCACCAGCUCAUACUUUUGUUGGGCAUACAGAUGUUGUCUUGGAAUUUGAAUGGAGGCAAAGUUUAAGUAAUCCUGGGGACAUUCAGAUGGUAUCUUGGGCUCGUGAUCAUAGCCUUCGGAUAUGGAAUAUUGACCAUCAGUUACAGAGAAUGUGUGGCCAUGAAGCUGAAGAUGAAAGUAUGCUGAUGGAGAGCACAGACAGUGAACUGGCUAGUGAACCACCUAUUAUGCAAGGGGAAUCAGAAGCAGAUGUGGAAAAGUUAGACUCUAACAUAGAUAGUCCACUACCUGUGGAAGGAGAGGCCAUUAAAUGUGUAAAUGAUGGGUGCAUACCAGAGCAGCCACAAAGCAUUCCUAAAAUCAUGCAAGAGGUGUCAUCCAUGGUAACUGGAGUGUCUUGUAAGGACAUUGAUGCAUCAAGAAGUACUCCGGUACCAUCUACAGAACUGCCUCAGUCAUCACAUCAAGAAUCAGAUGCAACUGUACAUUUAGAUCCCACUCCAGAAUCAACUCUGGCUAGUACCCCAACUUCAACACAGCUUAUGGAGAGUUUGCCCAAUGUGUCUACUCCAAGCAAGUCUGGCAAUAUUAGUGUGGGUAUGUCCUCUACUUUACCAAGUAUGAACCACCCUAUGACUUUACAUCAAGAAUUCUCACUUCUUAACACUCACCUAGACAAUAAUCAAGGCAACUCUUUAGAAGUUUCUACUGAUGUUGAGGCAAGAUCUUGUGUGGUGACAGUAAAGCAUGGGAGCCACAUAAUUUAUUUGGCUAUCAACUUUCCAAAUAAUUAUCCUCAGCAGGCAUGUCCCAAUUUCCGAUUCAAUUUUGGUACAACUCUAGAUUACACUACAAAGGGUGAAUUAAUGAAGGUUUUGAAGACCACUGCUUUACAGUACCAGCGAAAACGAAAGGGCUGUCUUGAACCAAUAAUUAGGGUUUUUGUCAUGCAGUUGAAUGUCUUAUUGGGUGAUGAAAGGCAAGGCAUACAACUUGGAUAUCCAAACCAAGUAUAUGGGAGUUACCAAGAUCAUAGUGUCCCUUUUCCUCGUACCUCAGGGGCCAAGUUUUGUAGUGCAGGAAUCUUGGUGUGCUUUGCUCGACCCACUUUCAUGAAGAAGGGUUCUAAUCGAACUGAGCCUUCUACUCCUCGAUCUUUGUCAGCUCUAGGUGCAUAUAUCACUAAUUUCAUGCCUCAGAUGUCAACUACGGUUCCUACUUCUCCCAAAUAUAAUUAUAUGUUCCCUGGUGUUGGUCAUAGUCCAUCAGGAGAGCAGAAUAUUUCAAUUUCCAACUAUUACUACCAAGAUACGCGAAUGAAAAGUAGGCGAAGCAAAAAUGAAGAUGAAAACAGUCGUUCUUUUAAGGCUGGGAGUGUCAUGAUUUAUGAUGUAAAAUCCCUCAUGCCUUUCUCCAGGGAACUAGGUGCUGCCCAUGUAUUAGAUGAUAGUGACAUUGUUCAGUCAUGUACAAAAAACAGGGAUGCUGCAGCUGCUGUUGGACGAAAGGAUCUGGUACAGGUUUGGAGUCUAGCUGCAGCUACUGCAUCUCUUGCAUCCUCUUCAGCAAUUAGUAGCAUUGAAGAUGUUGAAUUUCCUUGGUGUCACCAUCCUUUUGCAAGAAAACUGGUUGAUUCCUUGUUGUCCCACUACCUGAAACUUAAUGAUGUGCAAACAGCUACCAUGCUUAGUUGUGUUUUUGGUACAAAGGCCGAGGCACAGAAUGUAGCUUAUCCUCGCAAGAAUCGCACUGAGUCAAACAGCCGAAUACCUGAGUAUGGGUCUCUGAAGCGAUCCCAAAGACAAUCGUUUGUGUGGGCUAAGCUGGACCGUCUUAGUCUGCUUCGGGGUGGUAAGACUGGUGGAUCUCCCUACAACACAAUUCAUGGCAUCAAUACAAGUCUUGAUGGAUGGGACUUAUGUAUGGUGAGACAUAACAGAUCAAAUUCAGAGGGCUCUCUCUCUGAUGCUGCAAGACCUUCCCAAGAAGUGGACCUGCCAGCUUUAGAGGCUACUGACACAUUAAACAAAAAUACAUCCAACUUGUUGGAUGCUGGGCGCAGCCACCAGUACAAUGAGAUGAGGCGUGCCUAUGCAGAUAUAUUAUAUAGAUGGGGCCUACUUGAGCAAAGAGCAAUGGUUCUGAAGUAUUUGCAGACUUCACCUACAGUUCAUAAAGGUGUAGAGUUCCAAACCGAUUGUGUUCAUUGUGGACAAUCUGCUAAGGGUCCUCAGUGUCUCUACUGUCGUCGCUUUUCAUUUACUUGCUCAAUUUGCCAUAUAGCUCUAAAGGGCACAAGUAACUUCUGUGUUGUUUGCGGGCAUGGUGGUCAUACAUACCAUUUGCUGGACUGGUUUCGAGAUCAUAAUGAAUGCCCAACAGGCUGUGGUUGUGACUGCAUUAAAGAGAUGGACUCUCUUUUUAGAUGAUAAUUUGCACACAUAAGGAUUUUCAAGAAUUUUGUUGUACCAUGUAUUUAGUUUUUACUCUUAUUAAUAGGAAAUACUUCAAGAACAAUGUUACUGUCAACUGAUAUAUCGUGAUUAUGUGCAAUUCUAAAAGUACAAUUUUGGCUGAUAGUUUUUUUCCUUGAUAUCUAUCAGUAGCCACACUCUGUGAUUUGCCAGCUAUAGCAAACUUCAUUCUCUUGUUACCAGAGGUGUGACUGGGUAAAGAGUGGGUUUUUCAUUUUUUUUACACAACGUUACAGUCUCAAGUUUUUUCUUUCAUUUUAGUCAACAAUAUCUUUCUAUGAUGAUGUUAACAUCAGAUAAUUUGACCUGGAGAAAGUGAAGUCAAACAUCGGUUUCCAUAACUGUAAUAUCUAUUGCAAUGUCUUUUGGUAUAAUGUAGGUAGAGUAGUAGUUUUUGCAGUUGUGAUUCUUUAACUAUAAAUUGCUCUCUGUAAUAAAAUAUUCUUUGUAUGAGCUCAAGUGCCACUGGUGGCAAAUGUACACUGAAUCCUUACCCUAUACCUAUUCAUCACAAGGUAACUUUCUUGUAGAUGCUUACUUAUUUUAAAAGCAUUUUCCUUAAGGUUAGCAAGGCUCAGAGUUGUGCCAUUUCCAUGGUAGCUUUCAGUCAAAAGACAGAGUUGAAGAGGAAACUUUAAGAACACGGUGGUCAGUUUAAACUAAACGUUUUGUGCAUUUAUAAGAGAAAAUUUUAUAUUUCUUUUUACAUUGAUUUUUUUCUAUUUAUAUAAUACUCUUUCAAACCUUAUUUCAUCAAUGUGUGGUCUUUCCAUGCUUAGCCUUUUUAUAUGUUCAAUAAUCGAAGAGUUCCUAUUAUUAUAUAUAUAUAUAUAUAUAUAGAUCUUCCUACAGUAUAUAUUGUAGUUUAUAUAAAUUUACUGAUUAGUUAAUAUAUAAAAUCCAGGUCUUAUUAAUUCUAUGUAUAUUUAGAUAUCACACAGGUUGAACAAAGUAGAGCAUUUCAGUUUAUGUAGUAUAAUUUUUAGUUUUUUAAUUUAUUUGCAGCAACUUCAAGGAAUAUUUUUUUUCAACUUCUUAACUGCUCAUGUAUACAGAUUAAUGCAAAAACAGUGUUGCCAAGAUACAAUAUCCUCUCUGUAAGUAAAGGUUAGACAAUAUAAUAUUCAUUACAAUAGUGAUUUGUAAAUGGUACUCACUUUAAGAAAAGGGCACUUUGUUUUAUUAACACUGAUUAUGGAACCUUUGUUUUACUUAGAUGUGCAACAAAAUUUUUGGGGUAUGUACAAUGUGUAAAUCUUUCCUUUGGUUUUUGCUAUAUUUUCAAAUGGUAUUCUUGACUUGUUGCAGUGCAAAGGUUUAAAUGCUCGAUUCUUGAUCUGUACAAUUCCAUGCAGUGUUGAUUUUUUGAAGGUGUGUUAAUGAAACAGAAUCUUAAAAUCCAAGUCAAUGUAACAAAAGAUCAUAAUUGAGAGACCCCACUUAAAAAAGCGGCCUAUAUUUUUUUCAGAAUUUUGUAUUUAGAUACUUCAGUACUUUGGAUUUUAUUUUUAUUUCUCAGGAUAAGGUAUAGGUUGUCUUGUUGAAAAUAACAAAUGCUUAGUUAUGGUAUCUUCAGUUCUCUAUACUUUUUUUACCCCAUUACUGAAAUAGAACAUGUCAGUAAUUUUACAUAUUUGUGAAAUGUUAUUUCAGUAUUUCAUUUCAGAUGUAAUGCAAUACUAAAUGCACAAAAAAUUAUUUGGCUUUAGGUUAUCAUUGGUUAAUUUAAACAGUACAGCACCUUUUGCUAGGUGAGCCUACCCAUUGAAAACUUAAGCAAGUUAUUUAUGAAUAGAAGUUUAUUAGCCAUAAAAUUUAAUUGAUAGAUGAUUCACUGACUUCCAUAAUUUCCUCAAGUGGAUGGUAAUAGAAAAGCAUAGCUUCAAACUUCAAGCAGUUCAACAGUAUUCAAACUUCAAGCAGUUCAACAGUAUUCUGUGUUGACAAACUAAAUAUCACUGCUACAGAUGAAUAAUAGUAUAGUAGUAGCAUACAGACUAUGUAUGUUAUGCAUACAUUAUAUGUGAUUACUGUUGUUGAUUUUCAAUAUUAUCAUGCGAUAUUUCACAAGAAUUUAUAAAUACACAUUGAUCUAUAAAGCCAUAUUUGUCUAACCAUCCAGCUUUUCCUUUUAAUAGUUUUACAGCAUUUGUAUUACUGAUGUUCUCUUCCUAUGCCUGUAUACUUUAUAACAGGACUAUAUAUGUAGAGCAUCCCUAAAAAGUUACCUUUUUUAUCUAUACUGUUUGCAUUGUCAGUAGCUGAUAAGUAUUGCCAAUAGUACAAAAUGAUUUGCAAGUAUACAGUAUUGUUAGUUAUAUGCAUAACAAUAUCAUGUAAAUGAAGCCUUUGAUGCAGAGUCAGAAUAGUGAAAAUCUGUAAUUUUGCACAAAAAUUUGUAUUUUUCACCAUCAUAUUAGGGACUGAUUAAACAAAUAAAGGUGAAUUUAUAUAUACCUUUUUACAUUACAUGAUUUUUGUAAAAGUUGUAAACUUCAUAUUAGUGUCAAGUCAGUGGUUAUUUAUUACCAGUUGGAUUCUAACUCUCAAUCUUUUCGUCAUGAAGUGCACAAGCAGAGAAGAACGUUAUAAUAAAAUUGGAGUACAUAUUUGAAUGGGUGAUUAAAGAAAAUAUGCGUAAAUAAAAAAAUGAAAUGAGACCCUUAACAAUGAGUCAUUAAGACAUAGAAGAAAAAGAACUUUUUAACUUUCUAAAAUACCAGGUGAUUCUUCAAUACUGAAGCAUAACCAUGUAGUGAAUGGACAGAGAUUUGUUGCUUAGCUUAAGAUUCAGAAAUCUAAUUUUUUUUUAAAUGCAAUAGGCUGAAUACUUGUUUUUUAAGCACUGACAUUUUAAUAGAACACUUUCUUGAAUAUAACAUUUCGUAAUUCUUAUGGAAGUUACAUUGUUGCUAUAUAAUCCCAAUAUAUUUAGGGUAUUGCGUAUAUUUUGAUUUAGAACCAAUCAUAUCAAUGUUGUGAUUUGGUGCUGAAAUAUUGGAGUGUGUACUUAAAGAUUAAGGAGAUACAUAAAAUUCAUGUAUUCUAUAUUUUAAGAAAGU
Messenger RNA from Macrobrachium nipponense, 6619 nucleotides. RefSeq names its product GATOR2 complex protein WDR59-like (gene Wdr59). NCBI's taxonomy places the organism in Eukaryota, Metazoa, Arthropoda, Malacostraca, Decapoda, Palaemonidae. Gene Ontology annotation, cellular component: vacuolar membrane; Seh1-associated complex. The record is from RefSeq and is a predicted model, not a curated record. Gene Ontology annotation, molecular function: protein binding; signaling adaptor activity. Gene Ontology annotation, biological process: cellular response to amino acid starvation; positive regulation of TORC1 signaling.